AUGGAAAUCUAUUUGUGUCAGAUUAUAUUCUUCCUGACUUUAAUACGAUAUUCUGCAUCUAUAAUAAUUUCCACUUCUUCCGGUAAAUUGAAGGGAAAAGAAGUUGGAGAUUAUCACUUGUUCAAAAAAAUUCCAUUUGCCAAACCACCACUUGGAGAAUUGAGAUUCCAGAAACCGGAGGCUGUUGAGAAAUGGGACGGAAUUUGGGAUGCGACAGAAUAUGGACCAGCGUGUAUGUCGAAUUCGACAGUUUCAAAAAGCCCUCAAAAAUGGGUAGAUGAAGAUUGUCUUCAUGUGAAUGUCUUCACUUCCAGUAAAUGUUUGAGGUCCAAAGAUUGUGCUGUGGUUGUUUGCAUCCAUGGAGGAGAUAUUCUGUACGGUUCUGCAGUGGCAUUCAAUGAUACUUACUUGCUCAACUCAUUUGUGGAAAAAGAUGUAAUCUUGGUAAUCCCAGCUUUUCGUCUUGGCAUCUUCUCUCAUUAUGUUGUCGAGAAUCAAGUUAUUUCCCCAACAAAUUUGGCGUUCUAUGAUAUUCUUCAAUCACUGGAAUUUGUGAGGUUCGAGAUUAACAAUUUUGGAGGAAGCAACAAAAAUAUUUCACUUUUCGGACACUCUUAUGGAGGAUCGAUGAUAACUAUGUUAGCAUUCAGUCCGGUAGUAAAUCAGGAUUUAAGUUUAUUCCAACAAAUCAUAGUGAUGUCCUCACAAGAAGAAUUCGAUACCUUGGCUUUUCAAAUUGAGAAAACCAAACGUUUUGCGGAAUAUGCGAAUUGCUCGGCUCCAGUUAAUAUGACUCGGGACCAAGAAGAUGUCUAUACAAUGAAAUGCUUACAAGGAAAGAGUGGAUUCGAACUAUUGAGAAUUCAAAGAUUUCUGGAAGAAGCUGGCUAUCCUCCCUAUGGAAAUGUUGCUCUACGCAAACCUCUAUUUCCGGGGAAAAUACCAUCCGAUUUUUUCGAUUCUCCAGUGAAAACUCCAAUAUUAACCGGAUGUACGGGAUAUGAGUUUGAUAAUAAACCAGGCAAUUGGGAUUUGGCUCAUUUAGCCGGUGUUGAAAAUAUCAACGAGUGUGAUGAGAAAUACCGAGAAGAUGUGGAAAGCGGAAUAUUUGGUCGCGAUAAUCAUACGGAUGAAACUGUUGGGAUUAUGGUCUCAACCAAACUUCGAGUUGAUAGAUUCUUGGAAAAAGGAAAUCCGACCUAUCUCUACGAAUUCAAGUACCCAAAACACUCAUUCCAUGUUAACGACCUUUACUACAUUCUAGGAUUACAUCCAUUCGAAAAGGAUGAAAAUGAAAAACAUUUGGAGAAAGUCUAUCAGACCAUGGUUACUGAUUUUGCAAAAUUUGGGAAUCCUGGUAUGGGAUUCGAAGCCUCCAAUCCAAAGAAUUCAAGUUACUUCGAAGUGAAUUGGAAUGAAACGAGUGGGAUAAUGGAUUAUUGGUUGAAGGAUAUGAGGGAGUACGAUAGAAAAAUCAGCGAUGAAAAACGAAGAAAAUCGUCGAAGACUCGGAAUCUAGGUUUCUCUACGUUCGAAGUAAAUUCUGCGGUUGCGGAUCGAUCCCUGUAUUUUUUCUUUAUGAUUUUAACUUUUUCUUUAGCAUUUUUACUACUUUGUUUAUUCCAAAAACAUUGUACAAACAGAAGUAAGUAUAUCCUAAUUGAAGGAGGCAAUUUUAAUGAUUUCAAAGAUACUGACCCAAAUAUAAUUUUAUCAUCGACUUUCUGUGAACAAUUUGAAAGUAUAAUCAUGUUGUUUGAAUUUCUAAAAAUCGUAUUUUCUCUGUCCUUCCUCCAAGUUUCAACAUCUAUUAUUGUAACCACCUCAUACGGAAAACUGAAUGGAAAACAGAUUGAAGGAUACCAUUCAUUCAAACAUGUUCCAUAUGCGAAACCUCCAAUUGGAAAAUUGAGAUUUCAGAGACCAGAAAAUCCCGAGAAAUGGACAAAAGUCAGAAAUGCAACAGAAUUUGGACCUGCAUGCAUGUCGAAUUCAACUGUAUCAAAAAGCCCUCAAAAAUGGAUAGAUGAAGAUUGCCUCCAUAUGAAUAUAUUCACUUCCAAUAAAUGUUUGAAAUCCAAAGAUUGCGCUGUCGUCGUCUACAUACACGGUGGUGACAUUCUAUACAACUCUGCUGUUAUGUUCAAUGAAACUUUUCUUAUGGAAUCAUUCGUCUCAAAUGAUGUUAUUCUUGUUAUACCAGCGUUUCGACUCGGAAUAUUUUCGCAUUUUAUAGUUGCAGACCAAAGUAUUGCGCCAACGAAUUUGGCAUUUUAUGAUAUUCUGAAGUCUCUCCAUUUUGUAAAGUCUGAAAUUCGAAAUUUCGGAGGGAACAGUAAGAAAGUGACUCUCUUCGGACACUCGUAUGGCGGUGCAAUAGUUACCAUGAUGAACUUUAGUCAAAGAAUCAAUCAGGAUUUGAGGUUUUUAUUCCAAAAGACAAUUGUGAUGUCAGCACAGCAAAACUUUUUGGAGUUGGAGUUAAUGAUAAAUAGAACCAGGACUUUUGCUGAACAUGCGAAUUGCUUGGUUCCUGUUGGAAUGUCAGAAAAAAUGUCAAGAAGUAAACAGGAUAGAUUCACGAUGAACUGUUUACAGAAGAAAAGUGGACAAGAAUUAUUGAGAAUACAACGAUUUCUGGAAGAGCAAGGAUAUCCUUUGUAUGAAGGAACCGUUCAAAGAGAGCCUAUGUUCGAAAAGGGAAAGUUUUCUGAGUUCAUGGAUUCUCCGAAAAUGAUUCCCAUGCUAACGGGAUGUACUGCAUUCGAGAUGGAUGAUGAGCAGUUCGCUGUUCCAGUAGCAGAACUGAUAGGUUUUGAGAAUCCAGACGAGUGUGAAGCAAAGUAUAGACGAGAUUUGAAAAAUGGAAUUUUUGAACGCAACAAUCAUUCGGACGAAACUAUCACAAUGAUGGUCUCAACUAAACUCAGAAUUAAUAAGCUCCUGGAGAAAUAUAUUCCGACGUAUCUCUACGAAUUCAGUUACCCAAAACACUCUCUACACGUUGGUGAUCUUUACUAUUUGAUGGGCUUACAUCCAUUUGAAGAAGAUGAAAACGAGAUUCAUUUGAAGGAAGUGUAUAGAGACAUGUUUAUGAAUUUUGCAAAGUAUGGAAAUCCGGGAUUAGGUUUUGAGAUGACCGAUUUGAAAACCUCGAGCUAUUUUGACGUGAAUUGGGAUGAGAAAACUGGAUUGAGACCCCAAAUGAAAACUGGGUUUGAGAAGAAGUUUAUGGAUUACUGGCUGAAAGACAUGAAUGAAUACGACCAAGCCGUGUCCAAGGAGAAGCAGAGGAACACUUCAAAAACUCGAAAUAUGAAGUCUUUACCGAUCAAUGAGGAAUUCGAAGAAUCGCAUAAUUUUUUGUUUAGUCUUCUUGUAAUGUUUUUGGCAUUAUCAAUAGUAUUUUUGGGUUGGAAAACAUGUAGACCAAAAAAAAGAAAUUUGUAUAUUAGAAUUGAUGGAGCAAACUUUAGGAAAAACCCAGAAUUUUUUAACAAAUAA
Molecule: messenger RNA, 3504 nt
Organism: Caenorhabditis briggsae
Lineage: Eukaryota; Metazoa; Nematoda; Chromadorea; Rhabditida; Rhabditidae
Exons: 19
Coding region: 1-3504 (1167 amino acids)
Source: RefSeq, a predicted model, not a curated record